ACCUGUAAGACUGAUGAUCUUAGCCAGCUAGCUAACAAAGUUAGGUAUUUACAGAAAGAUUCUCUUAUAGCCUUCGAGCCUAUUAACGAUGUGUACAAAAAUGAGAACCUUUGAUUUAUCAAAAGCAGAAGUGAAAACGGAAGGUUUUACCGUGAAGUCAACCAUGAAGAAUUCUGUGGUAGUGGGUCCUCCUCUGCAGGUGCAUUUCGGUGAACGUCCAGCCAAGCCCACGGCCUUUCGGAAGUUCUAUGAGCGUGGUGACUUCCCCAUUGCACUGGAGCACGACACCAAGGGCAACCGCAUUGCCUGGAAGGUGGAGAUUGAAAAGCUGGACUACCACCACUACCUGCCGCUGUUCUUCGACGGGCUGUGUGAGACAGCUCACCCGUACGAGUUCCUCGCCCGGCAGGGCGUCCAUGACAUGCUGGAACACGGCAGCACCAAGAUCUUGCCUGUCGUCCCUCAGCUCAUCAUCCCCAUCAAGAAUUCCCUGAACACGAGGAACCGUCAGGUGAUCUGCACCACGCUGAAGGUGCUGCAGCACCUGGUGGUGUCGGGUGAGAUGGUGGGUGAGGCCCUGGUGUACUACAGACAGACCCCCAUCCUCAACAUCUUCAAGAACAUGAACAUCAACUCCGGGGAUGGUAUCGACUAUAGCCAGCAGAAGCGGGAGAACGUGGGGGACCUGAUCCAGGAGACGCUGGAGGUGUGUGAACGCUACGGGGGGGAAGACGCCUUCAUCAACAUCAAAUACAUGGUGCCCACCUACGAGUCCUGUCUGCUCAACUGAAGUGGAGAUGAACCCCUGACACAUACACUCACACACACACACACACACACACACACACACACACACACGCACACACUACUGCUUCACCUGAGCCUUGUAGAGCACAUACAUGACUGUAUUAAAGUAGCUGUUGGUUAUUUUCACAUGUUUGUGUUCUGUGAGCUUUCGUGUUCUCUGAGAGAGAAGACCCUGGAGUACUCUGUGUGUAAACCCUCAGAGAAGGGUUUAAUCACACACACACACACACACA
This is a messenger RNA of Electrophorus electricus (electric eel), 1040 nucleotides long. RefSeq names its product PARK2 co-regulated (gene pacrg). The record is from RefSeq and is a predicted model, not a curated record. Gene Ontology annotation, molecular function: Hsp70 protein binding; Hsp90 protein binding. Lineage: Eukaryota; Metazoa; Chordata; Actinopteri; Gymnotiformes; Gymnotidae. Gene Ontology annotation, cellular component: vesicle; neuron projection; cytosol.